This is a messenger RNA of Rotaria sp. Silwood2, 285 nucleotides long. The record is from the annotation of a GenBank genome assembly. Lineage: Eukaryota; Metazoa; Rotifera; Eurotatoria; Philodinida; Philodinidae.
AUGAAAGAUGCAGACCCGUUUCCGAUCAUAUGGUUUGCUGAUAGUUUAAGUUUCCAUGAAAUUCAACCAUGGUUUUCGCUACCAUCGAAUCUUAUCAAUAAGGGUGAAGAAUGGAUACCAGAAAUUCAGGGUUACGCAGUGAGAUAUGAUUCGCCAGAAAUAUGCAAUUUAAGAAAAUCUGGAAUUAGUGAAGUUCCUUGUUUAAGUUAUUUUGAAGCACCAAACAGACCAGUAAAAACUAUUGAAGCCCAUGCUGGUCGAGGAGCUUACGAUCCAGAUGAGUAA